GCUGGGACACGCGCUCCCGGCCGCGGCAACUCGCUCCAAGUUCCCUCCCUCGCUCCCUGGCGCUGGCAGCCGGAGCCCUCCCACUCGGCUCAGACCGAGCCGCCGCGGCCGCCGCCAGCUCGGCUCCCCAACGCCUCGCGCCCCGGACCCCGUGGCCUUCCCAGUCCCUCGCUCUGCCCUCCGGUGGCCCGGCCCCCGUCCCUCGCGGGCCUCGACUCCUUCUCCCCGCCGUCCCCGGAGCCCGGUGCCCGGCUCGAGCCGCACAGGGGAGCGCGGCCGAGCUGUCUCCAACUGGACAUCCAGGGCACCUCUCCUGUUCUUUCUGACUCUUGAAUUGGAAGCUAACAAGACUCUACAGCCUGGAAAGGAAGUAAAAGCUAUUUCGUGCAGUGGAGAGUACUUGAAGGGAGCAAGGAUUCCCUGCGAUUCCUGCCUGCAACUGGGCAAACACUUAUUCCCCUCUCAGCUCUGCCUGCAGUUGAACACAAAGACCUGGAGGAGACUCCCACAUCCUUCGGGGAGGAGAAAGGAGGCGGCGAGGCCCGAUUAAAGGAACUUGGAGGCUGGUGGCCUCUCCGCACCGGCCGGCCGGCGAGGGGGCGAGGGGGCGAGGGGAUUAGAGUCCCGGGGCGGUGACCGAGCAGGAGAUGAGGCGCUGCUGCCGCCGCUGACCCUCGGUUCCUGACCAUCCGCUGCGCUUUGUGCCGCCCGCACAUGUGUCUGCCCGGCGCAUCCGGAGGCGCGCACACGAGCAUCCACCACGGCCGCCGGGGAGAGAGUGCCCGCCAUGCCCACGGAGAGCCUACAGACAGGUAGCAUGGUGAAGCCGGUCAGCCCCGCCGGCACCUUCACGUCGGCCGUGCCCCUGCGCAUCCUCAACAAGGGGCCCGACUACUUUCGCCGCCAGGCGGAGCCCAACCCCAAGAGACUCAGCGCCGUGGAGCGGCUGGAGGCCGACAAGGCCAAGUACGUCAAGAGCCAGGAGGUCAUCAACGCCAAGCAGGAGCCCGUGAAGCCGGCGGUGCUGGCCAAGCCCCCCGUGUGCCCCGCCGCCAAGCGCGCGCUCGGCAGCCCCACGCUCAAGGGCUUCGGCGGCGGCGGCGGCGGAGCCAAGAGCGAGGGGGGCGCGCCUCGCGAGACCCUGAAGCUGGAGAUCCUCAAGAACAUCCUCAACAGCUCCGAAGGCUCGAGCACGGGCUCGGGCCACAAGCACAGCGCGCGGAACUGGCCGGCGCCCCGGGCUGACGCGGCCGAGCUGCACCGGCACUCGUUCGCCGAGUCGCUGCGCGCGCGCCCCGCACCGGGCCGGGGCAGCCCCCAGGAGGGCGGCUCGCACGUGGGCCGCCGGCCGCCCGAGCCCGCCUCUUCCGCCGCCGCCGCCGCCGACGCCUUUCUGCACGUGUCGCACAGCUCCUCGGACAUCCGCCAGGGGCCCGGGGCCAGGCCCCUGAAGGCCAUCCUCCCCUGCAGCAGUUCCGCCCCGCCGCUGCCCCCCAAGCCCAAGGUGGCCGCCCCGGCCGCAGUCAAGUCCCCCGAGGCUGAGGCGACCGAGCCGGCCGGCGGAGUGGGCCGGAGACCCUCGCUGCAGCGCUCCAAGUCAGACUUGAGCGAUAGGUAUUUCCGCGUGGACGCCGACGUGGAGCGCUUCUUCAACUACUGCGGACUGGAUCCAGAGGAGCUGGAGAACCUGGGCAUGGAGAACUUCGCGCGGGCCAACUCGGACAUCAUCUCGCUCAACUUCCGCAGCGCCAGCAUGAUCAGCUCGGACUGCGAACAGUCUCAGGACAGUAACAGUGACCUUAGGAACGAUGACAGUGCCAAUGACCGGGUGCCCUAUGGCAUCUCCGCCAUCGAGAGGAACGCGCGCAUCAUCAAGUGGUUGUACAGCAUCAAACAGGCCAGGGAGUCGCAGAAGGUGUCCCACGUGUAAGAGGCAGCAGCGCGCCCGGAGGGAGGCAGGGGGGGUCUCUGUCCGCGCCUCGGCACUUGUGAAGGUUGUGAGGUCUCCUUGAAGUGUUGUGAGCUUCUCCACUCUCUUUGUGUUGCUUGUUGUGCAAUGUCUUUCCAGUUGCAUGCCCGCCAACACGGGGACUGACCUGGCGUCCUCGGCUACCAUCGCUGCAGAGCCUGGCUGGUUGCGCGUCACCCGCCCCAAAGUGUCAGGCCACAUCCUAAUUUAGGGCUUCAAUCUUUGGCAAAACUGUUUACACGGAAAACGGUAUACAACUUCUUCAAUAUUUAUGUGGUUCUAGUGUUUUUAUAUCCCGCGCUAUGGUGUCUUAAUUAAAGGUUUUAUCAACUGGCUUUUAA
Bubalus bubalis (water buffalo) is the source of this 2310-nucleotide messenger RNA. RefSeq names its product family with sequence similarity 110 member B (gene FAM110B). The transcript has 4 exons. The coding region runs from base 788 to 1930 and encodes 380 amino acids. NCBI's taxonomy places the organism in Eukaryota, Metazoa, Chordata, Mammalia, Artiodactyla, Bovidae. The record is from RefSeq and is a predicted model, not a curated record.